Episyrphus balteatus (marmalade hoverfly) is the source of this 3595-nucleotide messenger RNA. Its product is annotated as NEDD4-binding protein 2. The record is from RefSeq and is a predicted model, not a curated record. Bases 153 to 3482 code for a protein of 1109 amino acids. NCBI's taxonomy places the organism in Eukaryota, Metazoa, Arthropoda, Insecta, Diptera, Syrphidae. The transcript is spliced from 5 exons.
AAAAUCUGUCUACAGUAAUUUUUAUAUAUUUUUGGUGUAUUUUGUGUGCCUUUCACUUUGCAAUUUUUUUUUAUUAAAUUUUUAAAACAAAACCCUUAAUUGAAUUGUAUAAACAAUUGAAAUAUACAAACAAGAGAACAACAUUAAAAACAAUGGAUCCACAAGUCUAUGAUUAUAAUGCAACUAUAGAUUUGAGUUUAGACAAACAAAAUAUUGUUCGUCAACUCAGUGAUAUGUUUUAUGGAUAUUCACUUAUUUAUAUUCGUGGUAUUUGCGAAGCAUGCUUAUGGAAUGUCGACUUGUGUAUUGAUAAGCUGAUAGGAGAAGGCAAUGUUGAUAUUAUCAAUCAUGAACCACCUAAACAACAGCCUAAUACCACCACAACACUUAACUACAGUCAGACUGUUCAAAAACCAAGUGUUAGUGGUGCUGUCCCCAAAACCGUUUCCACGGUGUCUUCCACGAAGCAAUCUUUUCAAGAUCUUCCUUCGGCUUACGCUCAUGUCUACAAUGACAUUGCCAAAGGCUACAAGGUGCUUGUUCUUAUGCGUGGCCCACCUGGAAGUGGAAAAUCUUAUUUAGCCAAGUCAAUUGUAAAGAAAAUGUUGCCCGGGAAAGAUUGGAAAGAUUUUGUCCUCGGAGCCGAUGAUUAUUUCUUUGAUGUACGUGGUAGAUAUCGAUAUAAUGUAGAUCGAUUGGAAGAUGCACAUCAGUAUUGUCAGACUAGAGCUAGAGAGAAGAUGUCACUUGGAUAUAGUCCGAUAUUUAUUGACAAUACAAAUCAUGCUCUGUGGGAGAUGAUGAGUUAUGUUAAAGUUGGCGUUGAAAAUGGAUAUAUUAUAGAGAUUGUUGAACCGCUAACGCCAUGGCGUAAUUCGGCGGGUAAACUGGCGGCGAAAAAUAUUCAUAAUGUGCCGAAGCAGAAGAUACAAAGGAUGUUGGAUAGAUAUGAAGUUGGGACGACGAAGGAUUUACUUGGGCUUUUAAAAGACACCAAGUACACUGUUGCACUGCCUCAGCUGAGAACAUAUCCAUCACCUCCAGAUCCGGAGCCUGUAUCGGCUCCAGUUCAAAAUCCAGUCCCUGAACCUCAAGCUCAGCCCCCGCCACCGCAACACCAACCGAAAACGCAAACGAAAGUCUUUGAAACAACAACCGAGACCGUAAUUCCAAGCGAAAAUAUCGUAGAGCCACUACCAACAACAACAACAAUGGAAAUGGAAAGAGAAUCUAAUUCAUCUCCGAUAGCGUUCAAUGAUCCGGCAAACAUAUGGCCCAGCUUUGAGCCACUAGAUGAUGAACUAUUGCCUGCUUAUAAAUCACCAACAAAAAGCAAAACAACAGAACAGGAAGAAGAUCCGGAACUUAAGCAGGAACAAGAAGAAAUGUCAACACCAAUUAAAAAGACUUCCAAGCCACUUAACCCUGAAGCCGCAAGUUUCUGGGGUGUUCCAUUCAGUACAAUGGAUACGAACAAAGAAUACGGAAGCGAUAUGAACGAAAUGAUGUUUCCAGCAGUUCCCACAGUUUGGCAAGCUUAUGAACAAGAAGCAACAAAUUUUUGGGGUGUUCCUGUUACUGCCGCUAGCAAUGCAACACCCGAACCAGUACCAAUGGAAGAGGGCAGUAGCACCAGCAGUUGUGGUCUUUUACAACUCCUCAAAGAGGGUGUUAAAUCAAUUAAUGUUCCCAAUAAAGAUAAGCAAUCGAAUGAAAAAGAAUCCACUCGACUGGAUCGUCAUCGUAUUGGCUGUGUGAAUGAAAAUGAAUCAUUCAUAGCCUUUCGACAAAUCUACCCAAAUAAACCCAAUGCAGAAUUGUGGGAUCUUUUCGUCAAAUGCAAUGGCAGCAUUGAUUGGGCUGUAGAUAUUUUACUCAAAGAUGAAGACUCUGUAACGAGUCGAAAUUCAUUUCAAGAAUCUGUCGAAAAUUGUGAUAAUUUCGAUUGCUUUUGUGACAGACCUGAAAGCUGUCCUCCAGCUGCACCUAGCAUGAGUAUUUCCAUGCCCGAAGCCGUCAUUGUGAAACCACAACGUCAAAAACUAGCACGAAAUCGUGCUGCCCCAUCGUCGGCUCAGCUUCUUGAAGUCAAAGAAGCAGUCGAAAAGAGUUUUGUGCUAGGAGAAGAGCACUAUUCUAGUCAUGUGAAGAAAAUUCGCAAUAAACGUAACGCCACCGAAGAUUCAAAUAAUAAAAAGACUUUGGUAGAAGUUCAAGUACAAACAGAUGAUUUAGAUGAAAAUGAUAACAGCGAAGAAGGUGGUGAAGACUCUGAAGUGAUUGAAAUCAAUCUCGGAGUGGAUUUAAUUGGUCAGUUAUCGGAGAUUUUCAUUUCUGAAACGACACCCCUCGAAGCACCUGAAAAGUACAAACCGAAUGUAUUUAUGCCAAAGGCUUUAGCUCGUGAACUUUAUGUCCUAUGGAUGGAAUCAGUUUAUAAUCAGCAAGAAGAACAACGUCAAAGUUUACUCAAAGAAGAUGAGGAAUUUGCACGUCUUUUGAAGAAUCCAAAGUAUCAAAAUCUUAAACAACCACCGGAAAAUAUUAAAGAACUACUCGAUAUGGAGUAUGCUUGGAUGAUUUAUAAUAAAGAACAAGAGCAAUAUAAUGGAUUGGCUUCGAAGCAUCCCAACGAUUUGGCUUCUCAUCUUACUAGGAUGAAGUUAUGUGAGAUAUUUCCGAAUAUUCCGAGAGAAACGUUGUUGGAUAUUUUAGCGGCACAUAAUAACAAAUUUAGUGACACUGUGGAGGUGCUGAAGAGUUCGAUUCAACCAGCGACGGUUGAUCAUCAGGUUUCAGCUGAAGUUCUUAUCGAAAAGGCAAGGACGGAGAAUGAAAUGCUUAAAGAGGAAGAAGACAAACAAGAACAAAAGAUAUUAAAGAACAAUAAUUCGAAUAGUUUUACAAAGAUUCAUUCCAACAAACAACAAGAAUCCUCAAAUCGUCAGAGAUCUCUUUCCCCGGAGGAAGCCAAACGAUUGGCUCUCUCCGAAUUCGAAGAGACCCGCAACUAUGCUGCCCAUCAUUGUCAGCUGCGUGCCGAGUGCUAUCAAAAAGCCAAGGAAGCCAUACAACGUGGCAACAGUGGUGUCGCUGUGUAUUAUUCGCAAAUUGCUAAUUUACACAAAAGAAAAAUCGACAUUUACAAUCAUCGUGCUGCUAAUUGCAUUAUGGAAGUUCAUGAUCUCACACAAAACAAUCCAGAUUUCAUAGAUUUGCAUUAUUUGCAUGUUGUGGAAGCUGUUGCUUGUUUGGAUAUAUUUGUUGAUCGGCACAUAGCUAAAUUACGAAGUAUAUUUCGUAGCUUUAAAUAUGUGUUUAUAAUAACGGGUCGUGGUUUGCAUAGUACUGGUGGAGUGUCGAUGAUCAAAACGAGGGUCAAGAGUAGACUCAAAGAGAGGAAUUUGAAGUGGAGUGAAGUAAAUCCUGGUUUGCUUAAAGUAAAAAUAUUCUCAGCGUCCAAAUAUUCUAAGAAUUUAUAGUGUUUUGAGUUUGAAACACAAAAAAGACAACCAUCUUAGAAAUUAAGACAAAAAUAAUGCUUGAAUCCCGAAAUGAUAUUAAAAAACGUUUUAUCUUUUAUUUUUUAGUAGCC